Messenger RNA from Neomonachus schauinslandi (Hawaiian monk seal), 3921 nucleotides. It is a transcript of the gene CNTROB, whose product is annotated as centrobin, centriole duplication and spindle assembly protein. NCBI's taxonomy places the organism in Eukaryota, Metazoa, Chordata, Mammalia, Carnivora, Phocidae. Gene Ontology annotation, cellular component: centriole; centrosome. Gene Ontology annotation, biological process: centriole replication; regulation of cilium assembly; mitotic cytokinetic process. The transcript has 19 exons. The coding region runs from base 796 to 3540 and encodes 914 amino acids. The record is from RefSeq and is a predicted model, not a curated record.
UCCUUGGCCUCCCGGACCGGGGCUCAGGGGAGGGGGACAAUCCCUGGCCCGCACCUUGGCAAACUGAGCGGGGCUGAGGUCUGGCGGUGUGGCGAGGAGUUGCCAGGGGUGGUCCGCGUAGAGGAUCUCAGGCUAGGCUGGAGGGCGGCGGACUUUGAGGGGGUGGCCGAGGGUUCACAGAGUUUCUCUUGGGAUAGCACGGAGGGGGGGAUUCUAGAAGAGCCUUGCUAUGGCUUUCUUGCCAGGAGCGGUCGGAGGGGAUAUACAGGAGGGUUGACGGUGGGUGGAACAGGUGCAUGGCGACGGGCGUGAGGAGGUGGGGAACGUGAGGGUCCUGCCUCUCUGAGACCCCGGCCAGGUGAGGGCCAAAUAAGACUGCUGGAGGGAAAGCAGGCCGCUGUUGGAUUGGGUCCAUUUCAGUUUGCAGGUUCUGGGUGUGAGAAUUUAAAAGCCUGUGCCAGAAGUUGGUCUUCAGCACUCCAGGGGAAUUGCAGUGGGGCUGUCUCCCCUCGGUCUUCUGUCCCCACCCCCUCCUUGCUGCACCCUCCUUUUCCACCGGUCCCAGGCGCGGUGGAAAGAAAUGCUUUUGCCCUCUCCCAUGGCCUCUGGAACUGCUGGAAACCUUUCCUCCAACCAGAAAGCCUCCCUACCAUCCCUCAACAAGGAUCCUUGGCUUGGAGUCUUCCUCCUUUCUCCCAAAUCUUCUUUCUCGGUGCACUUCCCCCCCUGGAGUCUCCUAAAGCAGGACCAGGAGUUCCCACUUCUGCUGUCUGCAGUUGUCUGGUGCUUGUACUCAUGGCGACAUCAGCUACCAGCCCCGGUUCACCUCUCCGGGCUGAGGAUCUCCUGAGUGAUUCAUCAGAAGCCCCUGGGCUGAACCAAGUAUCCUCUGAGGUGACCUCCCAGCUCUAUGCUUCUUUGCACCUCAGUCGUCAGGCGGAGGCCACCGCCCGAGCCCAGCUGUAUCUCCCCACCACCUCCCCACCUCCCCAUGAGAUGUUAGAUGGCUUGGCCCAAGAGCUGAGUCACAGCUUGUCGGUUGGCUUGGAGAACAACCUGAAGAAAAAGGAUGGCUCCAAGCAUAUUUUUGAGAUGGAAAGUGUUCGGGGUCAGCUCCAGAGCAUGCUCCAAAACUCUCGGGAUACGGCCUAUCGGGAUCCCAUCACUCCAGGUCCUGGCUCAGAGAGACGAGAAGACGACUCAUUUGACAGUGACAGCACAGCCACCUUGCUUAACACCCGGCCCCUGCAAGGCUUAUCUCCAUCUAGCUCAGCCCAAGCCCUGGAGGAGUUGUUUCCCCGCUAUGCCAGUCUUCGGCCGGGGCCCCCCCUCAAUCCCCUGGAUUUCCAGGGCCUGAGAGAUGCACUGGAUUCUGAACACACCCGUCGCAAGCAUUGUGAGCGCCAUAUUCAGACCCUACAGACCCGGGUGCUAGAGCUUCAGCAGCAGUUAGUUGUGGCUGUGACUGCUGACCGCAAGAAAGAUAUCAUGAUCGAACAGUUGGACAAGACCCUGGCCCGAGUGGUGGAGGGCUGGAACCGUCACGAGGCCGAGCGGGCAGAGGUGCUUCGGGGGCUCCAGGAGGAACGCCAGGCAGCCGAACUUACCAGAAGCAAGCAGCAGGAGACAGUGACCCACCUGGAGCAAAGCCUUUCCGAGGCCAUGGAGGCCCUGAAUCGUGAGCAGGAAAGUGCCAGACUGCAGCAACGGGAAAGAGAGACACUGGAGGAGGAGAGGCAGGCUCUGACCCUGAGCUUGGAGCUGGAGCAGCAGCGGGGCCGGGCCCUGCAGGAGGAGCGGGAUGAGGCUCGGGCUGGGCAGCUGAGUGAGCGUCGACAGCUGGAGGCGCUGAAGCUGGCCCUGGAAGAGGAGCGGCAGGCCUGGGCCCAGCGAGAGCUCGAGCUCCAGGAGCGCUACGGGGCCCUGCAGGAGGAGGUGCACGCUCAGCUGGAAAAGGAGAAGGGGAACACCCAGAGGGAGGUGCAGGCGGCGCGGGAGGCCCAGCAGCAGCUAACGCUGGUGCAGUCGGACGUGCGGCGGCUGGAAGGGGAGCUGGACACGGCUCGGAGAGAGCGAGACGCCCUGCAGCUGGAGAUGAGCUUGCUGCAGGCGCGGUGUGAGAGCCAGCGGAUCCAGCUGCAGUCGGAGCUGACCCUGCAGCUGGAGCAGCGGGUGAGCGAGCGCCUGGCGCAGGCCCAGGAGAGCAGCCUGCAGCACGAGGCCUCCCUGCGGGAGCAUCACAGGAAGCAGCUGCAGGACCUGAAUGGACAACACCAGCAGGAACUGUCCACUCAGCUGGCUCAGUUCAAGGUGGAACUGGCAGAGCGAGAGGAAAGGCAGCAGCAGGUGGCUCAGGACUACGAGCUCAGACUGGCCCGGGAGCAGGCUCGCGUGCGUGACCUGCAGAGCGGCCGCCAGCAGCUGGAGGAGCAGCGGGCCGAGCUGGUGGAGCGACUCCAGGCCAUGCUGCACGCCCACUGGGAGGAGGCCAGCCAGCUGCUCAGCGCCCCCACCUUGCCUCCGAACCCCCCGGUUCCUACCACCAGGCCCUCCAGCCCUGGGCCUCAGGAGCCAGAGAAGGGGGAGCGGAGGCUGUGGACUCUGCCUCCCGUGGCCGUGGCCCUGAAGCCCGCACUGCAGCAGAGCCGGGAAGCGGGGGAUGAGGCGCUUGGAGCCCCACCUGUCCUCUGCAGCCCGUCCCCAGACCUCAGCCUCCUGCUGGGCCCCCCUUUCCAGAGCCAGCACUCCUUCCAGCCCCUGGAGCCGAAGCCGGGCCUCACCUCAUCCUCCGCUGGGGGCUUCCACCCUGACCACAGGCCGGAGCGGCCGUUCCCUGAGGAAGAUCCUGGGCCCGACGGGGACAGCUUCCUCAAGCAGGGGCUGCCGGCCCCCUCCCAGCUCGAGGGCCUCAAGCAUUUUUUGCACCAGCUGCUGGAGACGGUACCCCAGAACAGCGAGGUCCCCUCUGUUGAUCUGUUGCCCCCGAAGCCUGGUCCGCUGGCUGGCCCGUCAUGGGAGGAAGCAGCCCCGCACGUGCCACACCUCCCACCCCCUGUUCAUAAAACCAAAGUGCCCCUAGCCAUGGCGUCCAGUCUUUUCCGGGUGCACGAGCCUCCCUCAAGCCACUCCCAGAGCAGCGGUCCCAGCAGUGGCUCCCCAGAGAGGGGUGGAGACGGGCCGGCUCCCGCGGGGCAGCUGAUGGACGUGUCUCAGCUCUUACGACUGUACCAGGCCCGGGGCUGGGGGGCGCUGCCUGCCGAGGACCUGCUGCUCUACCUGAAGAGGCAGGAACAGGGCAGGUACCAGCCUGGAGGGCAGGGAGGAUGGGGGGGACGGAGGGGGACGGACAGCCGAGGGGAUAAUGUCCCCAGAAGGAACACAGACUGCCGCUUGGGUGAGAUCCCCCGGAAAGAGAUCCCCUCCCAGGGGCUCCCUCGCCGUCUCGCUCCAGCCCCUAAGACUGAAAAACCUCCAGUUCGCAGGAAAGGCGGGCACCCCGCCCCCAGCAGCAUGAGGAGCCGGGGGGGCAUCUGGAGAUGAGCCCCUUGCCCUUUCUACUCUUCUCCUUUUACUAAAUGCUCGAGGGUCUGUAUUCGAGUCUCAGACUCCUAGGCAUCUGAAAAAAUGGAGAUUUUAUAGGAAACUACUUUGUAAAGAAACCUCAUUUGGUUUGAGAAUGUUUUUUAUACGUUAUAUGUUCCCAUUUUCUAUUCUGUGGAAAAGGCAGGAAGGCUUUGAAGAAAGACCGCCUCUGGCUAGGUUCGAGAAGUUCCAGUGAGCUAAGGUUCAGUGUUUCGAGAGUAGAACGUGCAGAGCGAUUAGCUGCGGUUGGCAGUGGAAUUAUGGAAGAUUCUAAUUUUCUUUAUACAUUUCUGUAUUUCUACAUUUUCCAAAACAAGCAUGUAUGACUUAAUAAUCAGA